Tachysurus vachellii is the source of this 1691-nucleotide messenger RNA. Its product is annotated as uracil phosphoribosyltransferase homolog. The transcript is spliced from 7 exons. The record is from RefSeq and is a predicted model, not a curated record. Bases 392 to 1144 code for a protein of 250 amino acids. NCBI's taxonomy places the organism in Eukaryota, Metazoa, Chordata, Actinopteri, Siluriformes, Bagridae.
ACGUCUGCGCAUUCCGUAAGUCAAUACACGUGGUUAUCGAAAGUAUAGCUUUCAAUUCAGAGUAACAUUUACGUUACAGAUUUUUAAUUAUAGGGCUCAUUUGACCUACGUGUAAAUGUACGUGACGAGACACUUACGUCUACGAAUUACAAUUUUAUAAAUCUUCUGCGCAAAUAUACGCAACUUUGACUGCUCGAAGCAAUCACGAAAGCAUGUGACGUGUCGCUGUGACCAAAACACAAGACAGGUUGCGCUGUCACGUGCAGCCCUUUCACGAGAAAAAAACGUUGAUUAUUAGUUUAUCUUUUUUCGGUGUACGAUUUGUAGGCUCCUGUGAACAAUUACACGUUUCAUAGACACUUUCUAAUCAGACGCAGUGACGUGUAAUAGCAUGCCUUGCCAUAAUCAACAGGUUGCACGUGGCAGUAACUGUGAUCAACACUCAAUGAAGCAGGUGCGUUUUGCCAAUGGCGAUGGUUCGGACAGAGAGUCUUUGGAGGAAGAGAACAAAGCCGCAAUAAACGGCGACCUCCCGAUCCAGCUGAAGAUUUUACCCCUCACUGACCAAAUCCGUGAACUACAGACCAUAAUCAGGGACAAAACCACAAGUAGAGGCGACUUUGUGUUCAGUGCUGACAGACUGAUUAGACUUGCUGUCGAAGAAGGACUCAAUCAGCUGCCUUAUACUGAGUGCACAGUGACUACACCCACAGGCCAGAAGUAUGAAGGUGUCAAAUUUAAACGAGGCAACUGUGGCGUCAGUAUAAUGAGAAGUGGUGAAGCGAUGGAGCAAGGCCUAAGGGACUGCUGUCGAUCUAUACGCAUCGGCAAGAUUCUCAUACAGACUGAUGAGGAGACACUGAAAGCUAAAGUAUACUAUUCAAAGUUCCCACCGGAUAUUUACAGAAGAAAAAUCCUGCUCAUGUACCCUAUACUGAGUAGCGGGAACGCUGUCAUCGAAGCGGUACGAGUGCUGAUCGAUCACGGUGUCCAGCCUUUGCACAUCAUCCUCCUGAGCCUUUUUUCUACUCCUCACGGGGUUAAAUCAAUAGUUGAAGAGUUUCCAGAACUCACCAUCCUCACCACUGAAGUCCAUUCUGUAGCUCCAACUCACUUUGGACAGAAAUACUUUGGUACAGACUGAUUUUUCAUUUGGAGCCCACAAACUGCUUAAGUUCUGUCUGUUUCUCUCAGACUGGAAACGGUUUGCAUUAUAAUUGUUCGAAGUGCCUUAGUAUAGUAUGUUAGAAGUGCAGAGGAGGAUUAUUUAAUGCAGUGCUUCUGUAAGUAGGGUUGGUGAAGCAUAGCUAGAGGACUGUUUUUUUUUUUGUCCUAUUCACCAUUAUAGAAUUUUGACUGUUCAUUUUUAUUUGAAGGGUUUAUUCUAAAGCUUUAAUGGGCAGGAUGCACUGGAUUAAUGAAAUUCCAGUGAUUGCUGCAUAGCUACAGUAGUGUACAUCAUAAAUACAAAUAGGUGGCAGAAGAAAGGAAAGUGUUGUAGUAAAUUGUUGUUCCACAAUGAGUCUUCAGUGAGUCUUGAGCAUCCAUACUACAAAUGACUUGUUUAUGGCUAUCAAUGUGACACGUAAGCUGCUGCUCUGGUGCUUAACCUAACCAUUUCACUUUCAUAGUUCCACAAACUAAUGAGACAUGUUUCUGAAUGAGAAAUAAAUGCUUAUGUCAUUGCCCAA